Messenger RNA from Hylaeus volcanicus, 11196 nucleotides. RefSeq lists its product as uncharacterized. Gene Ontology annotation, biological process: mRNA 3'-end processing. The coding region runs from base 524 to 4318 and encodes 1264 amino acids. The transcript has 8 exons. The record is from RefSeq and is a predicted model, not a curated record. Lineage: Eukaryota; Metazoa; Arthropoda; Insecta; Hymenoptera; Colletidae. Gene Ontology annotation, cellular component: RNA polymerase II, holoenzyme. Gene Ontology annotation, molecular function: RNA polymerase II complex binding.
UUGGUUCUGAAAAGAUGGCGGACUCUUGUUUUCAAGAUCGUUCAUAUAGAAAUACGAUAAUUUUGAAAUGCACUGUGAAAGUUGACAUGUCGUAUGCGUGAUAGCGUCAAGUGCACGAAAGUAUCGUUACGACAGAUUUAAUUGCCGUAUCGAGGGAGUUACUUCGAGCGUUGCAACUGACGCGAAAGCGGUGUCUUCAGCGUGUGGGAUUACACGAACUCUGAUUCCAGUGGUUUUCAAAGAUUUCUGUUGUUUUGUGUACGAAACACCCCACGAGGAACUGGAAGACGACAUCGUCGCUCGGGGAGUAAAAUGAUCUGACCCCGAUGGACUUUUACAAUGUUUAAUACAUCGAUGAUCGAUGCAUUGGGUACGCUUAUUUGGUUAGGUUGAUUUGCUAGGUAGACGUUAUACCUAUGAUACCCGAGCAAAGCUCCACGUGUUCCUCUCGGUGGUUCACGUUAAAGCGUGACAUCCAGACAAGUUCGUAGAUUGUUUAUUAAAUGAAUUGUGCUUGCCCAUAAUGGCCACAAGCGAAUUCGACGUGGAGCUCUUCGAGCGAAGGCUUCACACACUCAAGGAUUCCCAGGAGUCGAUACAGGGUCUUUCAGCUUGGUGUUUGGAAAGACGACAGCACCAUAAGAAGAUUGUUGCCACUUGGCUGCAAGUGCUGAAGAAAGUAAAAGUUGAGCAUCGUCUCACACUGUUUUACUUGGCGAACGACGUUAUCCAAUACUCGAAAAGAAAGAAUUUCGAGUUCGUGGAAUCAUGGGGCACGACUCUGCAACGUGCGACGACGAUGGUACGAGACGAAAAAGUGAAACAUCGUAUAUUGAGGAUCUUCAAAAUAUGGGAUCAACGACAAGUGUACGACGAAGAGUUUCUCGCAGAUUUGUCCGGGCUAAUUUCGGCGGCACCGAAAAAGAAAUUAGAUCCUCAGCCAAUGGCCCCACCGGAAGAGUUUCAAGCUGCUCUGCUCAUUUCUACGAUGAGAUCGUGCGCUACGUUGGAACAAGCAACGGACGCACGAUUAAGAGACUUACGGGAAAGUAACAUCGACAUAGAAAACGCAGAGGAAUUGUGCGCUUCUUUAAAAGAUCGAAGAAGAGUCGAAGACGCGGAGAAAGAAGUCGAUUCGGCAGUGAGAAACGUUGAAAACUAUGUUCGCGCGUUGGAAGCAGAGAUCAGAGAAAGGACACAAGUGCUCGAGUUAUUGGAACAAGCCGAUCAGUUUUACGAAACUCAGAGAGGGGAAGUUAAAAUAGUUACUAAUGCAUAUAGGAAUUUCGGAAGUCGCGUGAAAAACUUGAAGAAGAAGUUGGACGAAUUGUUACCUACAUUGAUUUCUCCAAUCCCGUCGCCAGAUAUAAAUGCUCCAUCUCCGAGUCCUGAUAGCGAUAUCGAACUUCCAGGCGACGAAACCAUGGUUCAAAGUCAGCUAGGAAUCAUAGACGUAGCCCCACCGUCUAUGUACGGUUCUUACUCCCACGAGUACGAUCCUGCGCCAGUACCAGCUCCAGAAUUGGGCCAGGCCAACGACUCCGGUGACUUCACCAACAAUUUCUCAUCCUUUAUAGGAGGAAAUAUGGAUUUUGGUAAUAUGAGAAAUUUAUUUAACGAAAGAUCGUCAACGCCUACUGGAAUGUCGCAACAGUAUAACGAUUCUUUAGAGGCUAAACCGAUAGAAGUAAUCAACAUGAGGCCCUCCAAGAACGAAAAUAGCAACGUAGACUUCAAUAUCUCUAGCUUUUUAAAGACUGUUCUUCCUUCUUCCGACGGAACACAAGACCCCGGUGGUAUACCGGGCCUCGGACUAGAUAUUCCCGAAACACAAAUCGAAUCUCCUCAGCGUUCGAAUUACAGACAUUCGCCUGUGCUAGGACAGCAUCCUGUAACUCCUGUGAUCUCAAGAAUGAUGGGCAAUCAGAGCACGCCCAUGGGUGUAAAUAAUUGCCAGUUAAGUCACAGUACUCCGUUGCCCGUACGGAACUUGUCCGGCGAGUCGCAUACCCCUUCCCCUUACUCCAGUCAAAACAGUCAGAGCAAUAUCAUCGGACCUUUCGAUGGCCCUAAUAAUAAUAACACCGUCAAUCCCUUACCACCCCCGCCGUUACCUCCGCCUAUAUUCCUCGACGACGAAAAUUGUUACAACAAAUUGCCACCUAAAUUCCCUACCUGGACUCCUCCGAGCGAAAGCAUCAAGGAACCUGCCAAGUGGGAAGAAAAGGCGGGUUUCGCUAUAUCUUCAGGCAAAAAUAGUAUGAAUCCAACCUGGCCUGGUGAGUGCGAUGAGAAAUCGAAAGCGUGGAUGGACGGAGAUUCGGAUAGGUGGGAUCCUAGUAACGAGACAACGUGGGUGAACACCGGUAGAGGGAAAAGCGAAAUCCUGAGCGAAACGCCAGAAUCGCCGCCUAUAUACGAAAAGGCUGGAUUCACGGAUCCGGUAGAGUACGAUGACCCCCAACCGCAAGAAUCUCUUCUGAGUACCACCGGAGAUGUGGACCACAGAGUAAUACCGAUUCCGAUGACCGUGGAGAAUCCGUUGCCGUAUCGACUGAUGAAAGCAGCGGACGUCGAUCAUCGUAAUCUGAUCAGCUUGACGGGAAGUCCGGCGAAUCACAACGUCAGCGAGAGCUCCAUGAACACGAUACCCAAUAGUAGUAGUUUAUGGUCCACGAGCGAUCAGGAUUACCGGCAACACAUGCAGCCUGGCGACAUCGUGGAAAGCGUCGACAUGGAGAUGUCGGACGACGAGACCGACAGUAAGCCAAAGGGAAGGGUUUUGGUCGACGUGAGGUCGCAAGAUAGGGAUAUGAGGAUUGGUAACCCGCCAGGGUCGUCUCAGCACAUGGACAUGGACAUGCGUAUGAUUCCUCUACCCGCUGGCCAAAUGCCGGGUUCUCACGGGCAAAUGAUGCAAGACGUGCGCAUGAUGCACUCGGGACCUCCUCCGCCGCCGCCCCCGCCACCUCAGUUUCAUCCGGGUCAAUCGUUUCACCAGGACCAGUCCGACUUCCGACACAAUCCAGCCGCAGAUUUUCAUCCGUCUCAAUCGAAUUUCCACCAAAACAGGCCGCCGCCUAGCUUUCUACAAAAUCAGCAAGACUUUGGCCAGCAGGAUUUCCAUCCGAUGCAUUCGAACCAGCCCGACUUCCCCCAGGACUUCGAGUACCGCGACAAUCACAAUUUGAGACCUACCCAGGAGUUCCUCGGCGAGCAGCAGAUGCGCGGCAGGUAUUCGCAGCCGUCGGAGCACCAGCAUCGGGACAUGCCCUUUCAUCGGAACGACAGAGGUGGUCGCGGUGGUCGAGGAUUCCAAAGGAACCGACGGGACCGAUACUCCGACGAUCACAACAAACCGAGGAACCCUCAGAACAAUCGAAAGCGGACGCAAGAUCAGCAUCACAGGUCCUCGCCCGAGAUCUUGCCCAAUAGUCGGCCGUUGUUGCUGCAACCACCGGACACGGUGGUCAUCCUCGACGAGGAGGGCAUGCCCAUAGGGAUCCCCGACGACAAGGACAGCCCAGCGAAUGCAGAGCAUCCGCCGGAUGUGGAUCACGAAGAAAUUCCGCAGUCCUUGUCGUUGGACCGUAGACCCUCGCUCGGGACGACGAACUCCCGUGACCUGGACCAGUCCGUUUACUCCGAUGGCUCGAGUCUCGUUUGCGAGCUCGAACCGACGGCCGAGCCCGAGGAGCAGCUGAGCCAGCAAGUAACGGUCGUGCCCGUGAUAACGGAUCCUAAGGAUCCCCAGCACGCUCAGUAUGUCCCGAUAUCGGAGUACGAGGAGCACGUGGAGUCGGAACCUCUCGAGAAGAUUUGCGACGACAGCGAGCCACUCGAAAACCCCCAGGAGGCGAGUAUCUCUGAGCAGAGUCUCACGGAACAAAUGGAGGAUCUAAUGGCGAGCAACGAUCUCAAGAGACCCUCGACGAACGGCAGCUUCGACGAGCAGAACGACGUCGCGUCCUGCAAGAAGCGACUCGUGACCAACGGGCCUCAAAUUCCAACUGGUUCCGAUUCAGGUUUGAACGGACCGAUCGCCCAGGCGUCCGUGGACGUUCAUUCGGGGAUAUACGACUUCGAGGGUCCCAUGGGGCCCAACUUCCGACCUCGUAUCAGCGGUCCCGUGCCGUUUCCUCCGUGGAGAGGCGGUCCGCCGCGCGGCAGAGGGUUCAGGGGCGGGCCCAGGGCACCCUGGAUGGACAGAGGGCCUCGUGGCCCGGCGAUCGGCAACUUUAUGCCCAGGGGACUGAAACGUGGGGGACAGUUCAGGGGUAACGGUUUCAGGGGUCGGGGGCGCGGGAACAAUUGGUAGAGGGCUGUCGACUCACGAUCAGUCUCUCCCUGCAAUUCGUAACAAGAGAAGUGAUUCGCGACGCUUUCGACGAACGUUUUGUAUUUCGUAUACCGAAGAACGAAACGGUUCUCGUGACGUCACAGGCGUACUAGCGCUACCAGUGAAGAAACUACGUUCUCUCGAACCUCGCAUGUACGUAAGAUAGAUACUCGAGUGCUUAAAAAAUGUUGUGUCGCGUAGCUGUCGACAGCAUACGGUCUCCUACGCAUCUACCUUGCGCACACGUGGCGUUCGAACGAGGAUCGGUCCUCUGCCUACGAUGCUCGUGUGCCCGUGACGUCGUAACAACUGUUUUGCUCCUUGGUGUACAUACGACUCCGCAAAUCGUCGAUCUCGGGACACUAUGCGUGCUACUUCCUCGCCAGGAGGAAGUGGGACAAGGCGGAAGGAAGGUGAUCCCAGAUAGUGAGAUCGUCCCUCGCGGAGGGGAUUCACGUUUCUGCGCGAUCGAACCGCCUAUAUACAUAUAUAAAUAAACUAUAUAAAUAUAUAGAUAUAAAAGGUAACACACGUACACACUCUCGGAAAGCUCGAACUCACACGUACCGCACGGAACUGCAAAGAUUGCUGCUAGAGUAAUCCACGCGACAGAGGUCGGUAAAAAUAAUUAAAAUUUGUCCUCGUUCGUCAUCGAUACUCCCAUUUCUCGAGUUCCCGUUAUUCGGGUUCGACCAGCUCGCCAGUGUCUUUAACCGAGGGGUUGGUACGGAUAAUUCUCUACCAUCCCUCGGUUAAGGAUAAUUGAUCGGUUUUGCUGUUCGAUUGUUACGAAAUUCUGACAGAUAUUGGAACAAAUGUUUCGAAAGUUUCUGUCCGUUCUGGACGUUCCAUUCGGGAGCAAUCUACUCGAUACUCCCAUAGAGAUACCAUGGAUUAUAAUAACAUCGAUUACUUUUCUUAAAUUAAAUACAUAACAGAAAGGGAUGUCUUGUUCGUCGUCGAUAUUCCAUUCCAUUACUCGAGUUCGACCAGCUCGCCAGUUAUCUUUAAUCGAGGGUUGGUAUGAACAAUCUACCAUCCCUCGGUUAAAGAUAACCGGUCGAUUUCGUUGACGGAUAUCGGAAUAAACGUUUCUAAAGUUUCUGCUCGUUCCGGACGCUCUCCAUUCAGGAGCAAUCUUCCUAGUUCCUCGGUAUACAUGUAUGUACAACGUUUGUUAAGAUCUUAGACACCGUUUCACGUGUACGCGUCGACGGGUACAGAUAUAUUUAUCGACCCGUGGAUGGUUCGUUCUCGACGAGAUUCUUCCCCCCACGGGUCGCUUCUCCGUUCGCUUGCCUCUACGUGUAACGUUAAUCGCCCGGUGUGUCUCCGUCGGGGUCUCAAUUUAUAGAACAGGCGUGUCAAAUGAACCUUCAAAAAGUGUAUUAAUAAAAAUGCAAUGUUUAUGUUCUGGUCCACUUCGUACAUUUCCCUUGAUUUUUUUCUUUUCACGAGGAACACGUCGACGAAAAUUUCUUGUCAAAUCGCGCACGACUCGCGUCGUUCCGUUGAUAUAUUUCAUGUAAACGAGCGAAAGAGAAACUGCGAACAAGCAUAAGUCUCUGUCGACGACGAUUCGUUUGCUAGUUAGUUGUAUUUAUAAUUUCACGUUCCGCAGCGCUGAUUUUACCAACGAUUUCAAAACGACGAAGCUUUGUACGUUCACAGAUACAGUGAUUUCGGAAAAUGUCUCGAACAAAGGUUGAGUGUUUCCGCGAGGGACGUAAUUUCGCUCGAGUAGCUUUUUUCCUAAGUGGCAUCACGGAGGUUUGAAGGACAACCUUCUACUUUUUUUUUCAGUUGAUCUUUGAAUCUUCCUCCCACCUAUGAAAAGCUAUUUCCCUUGGAAACGAUUUAACUUUUCUUGUUCGAAACGAUAAUUGUAAGGUUUGCUUUGUUGUUUAAAAUAAAAAUUGAAAACAAAAAUUGAAGUACUGGUCCGCCAAACGUAGUUUGCUAGAAUAUUUUCGACCUUAUUAUUUCAGUCCUUCUCGAUGAUAAAUAUUUAUUUAAUAUAGUAUUAAAGUGUAAUAGGAGAGAAUAUUUUAACAAUAACGUGGACAGUAGAAGAAAUUCGGUAAAUGUUAGACGAUCGUUCGAGUAAGAAAGUGUCAAAGUUUUUUUGUUUUGAAACUUUUUAUUGAAGUUCAAUUGUUUUCUCUCCUUAGAUAAGUGGAGUGUGUUUAAGACUACAAACUGUAAAAACAAUCGGCGUGUAAUUACCUAGUAUAAGUAUUAGUGUGUUAUACGAAAUAUAUAAAAAAAAGUUAAUUUUAUUAAUUUUACGAAAUGAUUAAACUUCAACGCUAUGCUCGUGGUUACUAAUUGUUUUUCGUAUAUAAUUUAUAGAAAAAUAUUAUCACCGAGGAGGACCUGGAUAACGUUGUAAAAAUUCUAACAAUCUUUAUACUUGGAGGAAAGAAAAGUUCAGUUUUUAUUCCUUAUUUAUCGCUUAGCGCAUUCGAGACCGACGACUUUCGACAGAACUCUUCUCAAUGGUCGCCAAUAAUUUUUAUAAUUAAAUUUUGACCCAGCACGUUUGCUACUACGGUUUACCUGCUUAGCCCUCUGUCUCGUAUGCGUUAUAACCGCAUUUCGAAUCGAUCUCGUCUCGAUGAGAGUUUAAUUGCGUUAGACGCAUGAAGUAUAUUGGCAAGCAAACGAAUCGUCGUCAGCAUGUCUCGCGUAGAUAUCGCUAGCGCACAGGAGAUAAGUGUACCAAGACGAAUCCUUGAAACCCAGUUGAUUGUUCAAUAAAACAUUGCAAUCUACCGAGGACCUUGACAGCACUCUACGAGAUCGUGAAUCUGCUCGAUCGUACCCCAAAUGUGGGCACGUUUUAUUUAUUCGGACGUCGAAGCGAAAAUAACUCGAGAUGAAUAACGAAUAAAUAUUCGAGCGAAGAUACUGUUUCUGUCGAAUCAUCCCAGGUUCGAGCGAGAAUCUCAUUUUUAUCCGUUUAUUCGGAAUUUAUUCGAAGGCUUGCCGAAUAAAAAGAGCAUCUUUAUCCGUCGAAUAAAUACGACUCGGGAUUAUUCGAAGGGUUCGAACGAAGAUGAAGUCUCCUUCGAAUCUUUAUUCGGAGUUUAUUCGAAGGCUUGCCGAAUAAAAAGAGUGUCUUUAUUCGUCGAAUAAACACGACUCGGGGUUAUUCGAAGGGUUCGAACGAAGAUGAAGCCUUCUUCGAAUCUUUAUUCGAUUUUUUUCAUUUAAACAAUUUUUGCAUCCAGACAGUACCCAUCUCUGACGUACAUAUUGCGUUUCUUUCGAAUCCCAUUUGUUUCAACCCUUUGAAGCAUUUCGUCACGAGCGUUUUAUUUCCUCCGCGCGUUGGUCCCGCGCGAAAAGACCAACUCCGACCUUUCCUCUUCUCUCUAACGAUUUCGUUUGAUUCUUUAUAGACUUUUUAUACAUAUUUAUCUUCGUCUAAAGUUUGUCGAAAAAUUCUAGAGUUUAUGUUGGUUGAAGAGCAUAUACCCGGUGGCAUAGAGAAAUACUUUAACGAGAACCAAUUUAACGGGGGGCUCGACGCGUUCGAUUUACGAAUAAGGAGGUUGUUGUUCGACGGAACGGUGGCAUCGACGGGGCGGAAUCGAUACUAUCGUUCGUCUCUUCUCAUCUUCGAAUGCUUCGAAGGGCACGUUCUCGAGGAUUCGAAAGAACUCGGAACCCGCUUAUCGAUUCGCGCGCGACCAACGCGCGACAGACGCGAAUGAUUUGUAACACGUAGCACGAGUAUGCGAGCAAACGUGAUGUUUAAAAUACAUAGUGUACAGUCUUCAGCGUUAUCAUUACCUUUUCUCUGUACGACGAGAACGACGAAAUGGCGAUCGAUCCCCCACCCCGCCCACCCGCAACCCCAGUCGCGGUCCCCUUACGUUGUCCGGUUACUUUCUCUCUGUCUUCCGCUCUUCUUCUCUUUCUUUCUUUUCAUUUUCGAUUCCUGCAACGAAGUCACAACGAGAGAAAAACGCGCCGAAUAAAAUAAGAUAGAAAUUCGCGGCAGAAAUUCGCAAUUUCUCUACCCUUCGCGUACCGCGAACAACCUGUUUAUUUAUUCAACGAGCUUUAGUCUCCCAGGCAAUCUCUUCCUCGACGCAAUUUUUUGUUUAUUUUUCACGAGGACGAGAUUACUCCACGGAUCGCAUUUAACGAGGGGUUGGUAUCGUUGAUCGCUCGAACUCGGAUCGCAGGGGGCCAGGGGGAAGGGGGUGAGAAAUUAUCGAAGAGCACGAGCAAAAUUACCGCGCUGCAAAUUUUAUAUCUUGAUUUUAUAAUUCCAAGUUUAGGAUUCGGAUAUCGGAACGUUACGAAAAUUCCGACUUAAAAGAUUCCAAAAACGGUGGAUAGACCGGGAAAGAAUCGAUUUUUUUUAUAUUAUAUUUUGAAUAUAUUAAAAAGACGAUGGAAAGAAAGAAACGAAGAACCAAGAAAUGUUUCUUUUUUUUUGUGGGGGUUGAAGAUACAGCCCAUCGGGGGGUGUUUCGAGGGGUUUGCUCGUGGUCGAUCGACGCCUUUUGUUUAGCGAUCACGUCUCGAAAGGGGAUCGGUAUAAAAGUUGCGAAUUCAUUGGCGGUCACGCUCGCUUCGCGGAGCUGCGUGUGGUCGUAUCGAUUAUGGCGACGAGGCCACGCGAUGCACAGUUUUGUGCGUGAUUUAAGCGGGAGGACCUUCGUGUUUCUCGUUGUACGAUACAAGCGAUAGUGUUCACCGGUCGAUUUAUUAACUCCUCCCUCCCACUCCCCUCCAGACUUGAACACCCGUCUUAUUUCUGUUUUAAUACACGCAGCGACCUUGGGGGAGCAAUUUACAAAUUACUCUUCUCUCUUCUUUUCGACCUGUGCGUUCUAAAUUUUGUAGAAAAUGCUUCUCGUAUUAUUCUCUCAGUUUUCGGUUGUCAGUUGUACAAAGUCAGGCCUAUAAGUACUCUCCGUGUCUGUCGUUAAAGUGUGGCGUUAAAGAAACUUGUCUCAAUCGAUUAACAAGUUCAAAGUUUCCAAAGAAAAGUUAUUAUAAAUACGUACACGAACAGGCUUUGCGUAUUUAAAAAUUUCUAACGAAAACUUUUUGAAUUUUUGAAUUCGAAAACGUCGAACCUGUCGUUUAAUUUACACGAAUUACUCCGGGGAAUACUUACGGGGACGACUGUGAAUCACGGCGAGUCGAAUUAAAAGUUUUCUUUUUAUUGUUCAAAAAUGCGUUUCGGAAAUACACCGUGGAAACGAUAAUUUGUUCGUGCUCUACGGUGUUUCCGUGUUGCUCGGGAGACACGGAAUUCGUUCGUUCGACAAAAAGGAGAGAAAAGUAUCGACAGACAGUCACGCGACGUGAAAAUAAAAAAGGAAUGAAAAAAAAAAAUUAAAAAAUAAAACGAGUUUCUUUGUAGUUUUUACCGUGGCGUACGAGCACUUCCGAUACGGUGCGUGGAGGCAAUCGAUCUGAGGUUCUAUUAAUACGUCAGACUCGAUUAUCCCGGACGAUAAUCUCGCAAAGUAGGCUAUUAUUUAAUUAUUUAAUAAUAGAAUGGCAAUGAGUUUUAUAUUCCCAUGGUAAAGCCGAUUCUGCAUACCGUGUAUGCUCGCUAUAUUUUGUACUUUGUCCGAAACAGAGAAAAAACUAUGUCGAUUUGUGAUCGUGCGACGACCGAACCCGGAGAUGGGCGAAUUUUUAUUCGAAUAACGAAUAACGAAUCGUGACCAACCACGGAGCGAUUCAUCCUCGCGAACAAUUGUACAUUUACUCGUCGAGUUGUUAAUAUUUUUCGCCCAUCCCUGUUCGUUACGUUCGUACGAGAAGAAAUUAUUGUAAUUUAUGAUUGUAUAGCGAUAUAUAAAUAUAAUGUGUACAUUAUAUGUUAUAUUUAUACGUAUGUAUAUAUGUAAAUGACACGAGUACAUGGUUACUUAAACGAAUCGAAGUUCGAUGAAAUAUAUAUGUAUAUAUAUAUGUAUUAAAAAAAAAAAAAAUAUAUAUAUAUAUACAUAAAUAUAUUUGUAUUGUAAUUUAAGAACGUUAUUGUCUUUUGUCUUAAGGCACAAUACACUGAGGAAAGAAUUAAAUCUGUUGCGUUACCAUUUCAUUAUUGUGCGUCACGUUAUUGUUAAAAAGAAAAAAAAAAAAGAAGAAAAUAUAACGCAUCGGUGGGGAUGCUUUCGUGUAAACAUUUCAGCCUGAGGGCUUCGACAGGAAUACCUUUAACCCUUCGGCUCGGUAGGCGCUUCUUGAGCGCCACUUCCGCUCGCCGCGCCUCUGUUACGUAAUUAAAGGGAUUAAAUGCAAAAGGGGUUGCAACGCACGCUUUGCUAAACAGUUUCAUGCUCAAACGUCUCCCAGUUUCGCUAUUUAACAGUGGAUUCGUACGAUUUAUCAACCGGAACGCGUUAGAAUUACUUUUCGGAAAAUUCCAACCAGCGGAAUUAUCAUUUCAAAAUUUCGAAAUUUGUUCUCGUUCCAUCGCAUUUUUGCGGUUGAUACCGUCGAGCCACGUGCCUCGAGUAAUUUUGUUAUUUUUCAAAAAUUUCGUAACGAAUCGUACUUAAUCAUUUCGAUUAGUAAAAUACGCGUUGUCGAUUCUUCGCUGGAAAUUGUCCGAUCGAAUCUCUUUACGUUCUUCUUCGUAUUUUUCGCGAGAGUUUAGCGUCGACAGAGGCGUUACGCGGCGAAGGGUCGCGUUACAAAAUUUUUACCAGUCUUUCCGGCACAACAGUUUCGCGUUUUAGUACGCAACCUUGCGCCACGGCCGUCCCAGAGUGCGCUGACUCGCGGCGAAUUUAUCUUUGUCGGUAAUUCAGUUUCGCGCAUGUUCACUUCCGGCUCGAAGAACUCCCGAGUAGACGUUAAUAAUUUACACCCGU